This is a messenger RNA of Chionomys nivalis (European snow vole), 2682 nucleotides long. RefSeq names its product potassium voltage-gated channel modifier subfamily G member 2 (gene Kcng2). The transcript has 4 exons. Gene Ontology annotation, cellular component: voltage-gated potassium channel complex; membrane. Gene Ontology annotation, molecular function: voltage-gated potassium channel activity; protein binding. NCBI's taxonomy places the organism in Eukaryota, Metazoa, Chordata, Mammalia, Rodentia, Cricetidae. The coding region runs from base 614 to 2056 and encodes 480 amino acids. Gene Ontology annotation, biological process: potassium ion transmembrane transport; protein homooligomerization. The record is from RefSeq and is a predicted model, not a curated record.
GCACCGUUAGCUCCCGAAUGUGUGUGAACAAGUGCUAUGCAUAAACCAUGAGUGUGUGCCUUGUGCUUGUAUGAGUGCCCUAGGUUGUAGACGGGUGGUGAAUGGGUGCACUAGAGAGCAUGGGAGUUCAUAUGUGUAUACCUGUGUAGCUGUGUGUUCCUUUCUGAGUGUGGUUGAAUGUGAAUGAAGAAGCCCAUGUGUUUGGGUGUGUGGGUGCGGAAGCGCAUGUCUUUGUCCUUUCAUGGUCCCAUGGUCCCGCAUGGUGCCAAAGAAGCCAAACUCCGUGACGGGGGUCCUCGCCCUGGGACCCUUUGGGCACGAGGGGGCGCCUCGCUACCGUAACCGGGACGCGUUGGCCUGGGCGGCCCGGGGGCGGCUCACGGGGCGGUGCCGGACUCUGAGCUGUGGGCUCUGGGGACGCUGCGCUCCGCCCCGAGGAGCCACGGCCCGGCACGCGGAGCAAGCAGCCAGAAGCCCGCGCCGGAGGGGUUUGAGAGGCGCGGCAGAGACCUCACGAGAUGGCACCAGAUGACGAUAGACACGUAGGAUGAGGCCCCGCCUGGAAACUGUCAUCACGGGCUCAUUCUCCUGACCGCAGCCGGCAUAUGGGGCCAUGGCCCGGCUCCCGGGGCACCCGGAGGUCCCCAGCCCAGAGCCUGGCAGCACAGGCCGGGGAGGUCGAGGCAGUCGAGCAGCCCGAGCGCGACACGUCAUUAUCAACGUCGGGGGUUGCCGGGUGCGGCUGGCCUGGGCCGCGCUGGCCCGCUGUCCCCUGGCACGCCUCGAGCGCCUGCGAGCCUGCCGCGGCCACGACGAGCUGCUGCGCGUGUGUGACGACUACGACGUGAGCCGCGACGAGUUCUUCUUCGACCGCAGCCCGUGCGCUUUCCGCGCCAUCGUGGCGCUGCUGCGCGCAGGCAAGCUGCGGCUGCUGCGGGGCCCGUGCGCCCUGGCCUUCCGCGACGAGCUGGCCUACUGGGGCAUCGACGAGGCGCGGCUGGAGCGCUGCUGCCUGCGUCGCCUGCGCCGCCGCGAGGAAGAGGCCGCCGAGGCGAGCUCCGGGCCACCCAGCCGCGGGCCCCCGGGGAGCCCGGUGCGUGCCCUGGACACCGGGCGGCUGGAGCGAGGCCGACGGCGCCUGCGCGACGUGGUGGAGAACCCGCACUCCGGGCUGGCAGGCAAGCUCUUCGCAUAUGUCUCCGUGGCCUUUGUGGCGGUCACAGCCGUCGGCUUGUGUCUAAGCACCAUGCCUGAUAUCCGAGCAGAAGAGGAACGAGGCGAGUGCUCCUCGAAGUGCCGCAACCUGUUCGUGCUGGAGACGGUGUGCGUGGCCUGGUUCUCCUUCGAGUUCCUGCUGCGCUCCCUGCAGGCCGAGAGCAAGUGCGCCUUCCUGCGGACUCCGCUUGCCAUCAUCGACAUCCUGGCCAUCCUGCCCUUCUACGUGUCGCUGCUCGCGGGGCUGGCUGCAGGGCCCACGGGUAGCAAGAUGCUGGAGCGGGCAGGGCUGGUGCUGCGGCUGCUGCGGGCGCUGCGCGUGCUCUACGUGAUGCGCCUGGCGCGCCACUCGCUGGGACUGCGCUCGCUGGGCCUCACCGUGCGCCGCUGCGCGCGCGAGUUCGGACUGCUGCUACUCUUCCUCUGCGUGGCCAUGGCGCUCUUCGCGCCGCUCGUGCACCUGGCCGAGCGCGAGCUGGGCGCUCGCCGCGACUUCUCCAGCGUCCCCGCCAGCUACUGGUGGGCCGUCAUCUCCAUGACCACCGUGGGCUAUGGAGACAUGGUGCCGCGCAGCCUUCCCGGCCAGGUGGUGGCGCUGAGCAGCAUCCUCAGCGGCAUUCUACUCAUGGCCUUCCCGGUCACCUCCAUCUUCCACACCUUCUCGCGCUCCUACUCGGAGCUCAAGGAGCAACAACAGCGCGCGGCCAGCCCUGAGCCGGUCCUGCGUGAGGACAGCACACGCGACGACAGCACGCGUUCGGCCACCGCCACCGAGGACAACUCGCAGGACCCCGAGAGCGCAGGCACAGCAGGGAGCUCACCAACCCGGAGGGGACCCUGAACCGAGUGCUCUGCUUGAGAGUUUGGGAGGGAGGGGGAGUCCAAAGCCUCGGAGGACACCAAGGGUCUGCUGACCCAGGAGUCUCAAACUUGGUCUGGCAUGUCGUUGCAGCCGGCCUGGCACCCCAAGCAACCCCGAGCUUCGCAUAGCCUGGAGGAUAUAGCAGCCUGGUCUUUCUCUGCUUUUUAUUUUCCCUCCAGUUUUAAAUUUUCUAUGGCUAAUUAAAAAUAAUUGAGUCCCAGAAAUUCCAAGCCUGAAGCAAAUGCCAGACACUCUAGCUUUUGCCCCCUCCCCCCAGAACAGAGGGUGACAUCCACCAUGUGACCCUCAGUGGGCACUAUCCCAUGUAAAGGACACCCGACAUGGCCCAUGUCCACAUCAUCUGCCAAGUGAUGGGGCAGAGGUUUGAUGAGGUACUUAGCUCCCAGUUUUGAUGGGGCAGAGGUUUGAUGAGGUACUUAGCUCCCAGUUUUGCCUAACUGCUCUUUUUCAGAGAGAGAAGAGAAAUCUCAGCAUUGACCACUGCUGUGUUCCUCCACACCAUCUCAAUCAGGUGAUCAGGUUGCUCACGGUUUGCAGAGUGGCCUUUUAACCCCUUCCCUGCCGUCCCAGCUAGCCUGUGAGAA